Molecule: messenger RNA, 2457 nt
Organism: Entrophospora sp. SA101
Lineage: Eukaryota; Fungi; Glomeromycota; Glomeromycetes; Entrophosporales; Entrophosporaceae
Source: the annotation of a GenBank genome assembly
AUGCAAGAAAAUUUAGACUCAAAUUGUUUAUCAAUAGAUAAUCAAGAAAUUAUCACAAGAAGCCCUAGUCCAACGCCAUUGCGCAGUUUGAAUCGUCUUCUAGUAACAGAUAAUGCUUUAUUAAAUAAACCGAUCCAUACUAUUAAACUUUGUGAGAAUUCCAUAUUAUCUUUGGCAUGUAGUAAUAAAUAUUUAUUUAGUGGUUCACAAGGUUCUUGUAUACAGGUAUGGGAUUUAAUCAAUUUUCAACAAGCAGGAGCAUUGAAAGGUCAUACUGGAAGCAUAUUGUGUUUAAGUUUAUCCAGCGAUCAAUCAAUGUUAUUCAGUUCAUCAGGUGAUGGAACAGUUAGAAUUUGGAAUGCAGAUGCUUUAAAAUGUCUUUAUGUGAUACAAUCAAGCCAAGAUGUUGGAGAUAUUUUUUCAGUUGUUUACUCUGAUAAAUUAAAGACCUUGUACAUUGGUUGUCAAAAUACAAGUAUCCAGAGAUUUGAUCUUUCAAUUAGAGAAACUUUCCAAACACCACAUCUUCCAAAUAUUCAUAAUUAUUCAAAAUUCUUUGAUUCACUCCUGAAUACUAGUAGUAGUAAUAACGGCAACUGUAAUGGCAAUAUUGAAGAUGUGCAAAUCAACUUUAUGGAGGAUGAAAAACAAGGGGUAAAGAGAUAUGAGAUUUGUGAUGAUAUGAUUUAUCUUAAUAGUCAUAAUGGAUAUGUUUAUGCUUUAGCAUUAGGUGCAAAUCAAGGUGGUGACAUAUUAAUAAGUGGUUCUGGUGAUGGAGAUAUUAAAAUUUGGUCAAUUAAAAAAAGUUCAAUGAACUUAUUAAGAGUGUUGGGAAGCACUGAUGCUAGUAUUUUAACAUUAGCAUUGCAAGAUGAAUUAUUGAUAUGUGGUACACAAGGCGGAGAUAUCAAAAUUUAUGAUUUAGAAACUUAUCAGCAUAUUAGAUCAUUAAUGGCUCAUAAUAGAUGGAAUAAAACAUUCAACAUCCUAGACACUUAUAAUGAUCAUAAUGCAACAAUACUUUCACUUACAAUGUCACCACUACCUUCUGCUAACACUACCACUAAUACAAAAUUAUGGCUGAUAUCUGGUACUAAUGACAAAUUGAUAAAGUUCUGGGACUUGUCAUCUACAAUAACACUUGAGCCCCAUGACUUAUCAGAGUUUCCUAGUUCAGACUUAAUGAUUUAUGCGUUGUCAAAAUGGAUAUCAUUACAAACCAUCAGUGGAAAUUCUAAAUAUUCAGAAGAAUGUUUACGUGGAGCAAAAUACUUAAAGAGUAUAAUGGAACAAUUGGGAGCAAAUUCUUCUAUAAUCCCAGGAGGACCUGGACAGAAUCCUUUGGUUUUUGGCAGAUUUCUUGGAAAUGAAAAUAAAUCUAAUAAAUUAAAUAUUUUGGUAUAUGGUCAUUAUGAUGUCAUUGCUGCUGAUGAAACUGAAUGGUCUUCAAGUCCAUUUAAAAUGUCUGGUAAAGAUGGUUAUCUUUAUGGAAGAGGUGUGACUGAUAAUAAAGGACCAAUGCUUUCUGCAAUAUUUGCUGCAAGUGAAUUGCUACAAGAAAAAAGGCUUGAAGCAAAUGUAUCCUUUUUGAUAGAAGGCGAAGAGGAGAAUGGAAGUAAAGGAUUUUAUGAAGCUGUUGAACAAUCCAAGGACCUAAUUGGUGAAGCUGAUAUUAUAAUAGUUAGUAACUCUUAUUGGUUAGAUGAUGAAACACCUUGUCUAACUUAUGGAUUACGUGGAAUUGGUGGAGCAGUAUCUGAGCCAUUAAAAGAUAUGAUUAAAAUACUCUCGAAACUUGUACCAAAUGAUAAUAAGGUUAUGAUACCAGAAUUUUAUGAUAAAGUUAGAGAAGUGACAACAAGUGAAAAAAAAAUAUAUGAAUCAAUUAUUAAAUCAAUCAAUAGGAGUAAACUACUAUUCAGUAAUGAAAACAAAAAUUUGAGAGAUUCGUUGAUGUUGAGAUGGAGAUAUCCAUCGCUAACCAUACAUAAGAUAGAUGUAAGUGGACCGAUUGAUAAUACAACAGUCAUAUCACAUAAAGCAGAAGCUAUACUAAGUAUGAGGAUUGUACCAGAUCAAAAUAUAAAUGACAUAAUUAAAAAUUUUCAAAUAUAUGUAAAUGAAAAUUUUGAAGAGUUGAGAACUGAUAAUUGUUUAAAGAUUACUAUAAAUAAUAUGGCAGAUUGGUGGUUAGGUGAUCCUGAAAAUAAGUAUUUUAAAGCAGCUGAAGAAGCAAUUGAACAAGAAUGGGGCAUAAAACCAUUAUAUAUAAGAGAAGGCGGAUCAAUUCCAGCAGUAAGCUGGUUAGAAAAAAGAUUCAAUGCAAUAACUAUAAAUUUACCAAUCGGUCAGUCAUCAGAUCAGGCGCAUUUAAAGAAUGAAAGAAUUAGAUUACAAAAUUUGUAUGCUGGAAAAAGAAUCUUUAAAAAUUUAUUUAACAACUUUAAUUAUAUAUAA